Molecule: messenger RNA, 1749 nt
Organism: Ramularia collo-cygni
Lineage: Eukaryota; Fungi; Ascomycota; Dothideomycetes; Mycosphaerellales; Mycosphaerellaceae
Product: related to amino-acid permease inda1
Exons: 5
Coding region: 1-1749 (582 amino acids)
Biological process (GO): amino acid transmembrane transport
Cellular component (GO): membrane
Molecular function (GO): amino acid transmembrane transporter activity
Source: RefSeq, a predicted model, not a curated record
AUGAACGCGCCCGCUGUCAUGGACUCCGAGAAGACCCACAAAGUCGAGGAGGGCUCCGACCGGCCUAGCGACGACGGCCUUCACUAUGGUAGCUACGAGGAGGCUCCCAGCUUCUGGGACCGCCUGGGUGUCACGCCCAACUCCUUCAAGCGGCGGACUCUCAGCGACAAGCACAACCAGCUCAAUCAAUCCAUGAAAGGUCGUCAUCUCCACAUGAUUGCCAUUGGAGGCUCUAUCGGUGCUGGUCUUUUCGUUGGUUCUGGCCGUGCCUUGAGCCGUGGUGGUCCCGCUGCGCUGCUCAUCGGUUUCGGAAUCAUCGGUGUCAUGAUUUUCAACGUUGUCUACGCUCUCGGCGAACUCGCUUGCAUGUACCCUGUCUCCGGAGGAUUCUACACAUAUUCGACUCGUUUCGUCGACCCUUCUUGGGGUUUCGCAAUGGGCUGGAACUACGUUAUGCAAUGGGCCGUCGUGUUACCUCUUGAACUGGUUGUCGCUGGAUUGGUGAUGGACUACCUCGAGACCGGAGCCCCUACUGCCGCUUGGAUAACGAUUUUCUGGGUGAUUAUCAUCGUGAUCAGCAUCUUUGGUGUCCUAGGCUACGCCGAGGAAGAGUUCUGGGUCUCGCUUCUCAAGCUUAUUACAGUCGUGAUCUUCUUGUUCAUGGGUGUCAUCUUCGUCUGCGGUGGUGGCCCGUCAAAUGGCGACUUCUCAACUUACCAGGGUGGAAAGCGAUGGUCAAACCCGGGCGCCUUCGCCAAUGGCUUUCUCGGUGUCUGCCGAACGUUUGUUACGGCCGCUUUCUCCUUCUCCGGAACAGAGUUGGUUGGUCUCGCAGCCGCCGAGUCCAAGGAUCCUCAAAAGUCGCUCCCAGGUGCUAUCAAGCAAGUCUUCUGGCGAAUCACCCUCUUCUACAUCUUGAGUUUGACAUUCAUCGGCUUGCUCGUCGACUUCGACGACCCAAGAUUGCUCGGAUCCGGUGGUGGUCUGAUCGACACAUCAGCCUCGCCUUUCGUCAUUGUCGCCGAAAAGGCUGGCAUUCCAGCUUUCGGCACCUUCGUCAACGUUGUCAUCAUGUUCGCUGUCGUCAGCAUUGGUCUUUCAGGAGUAUACGGAGGCUCCCGAACACUCACCGCUCUUGCCGAGCAAGGAUACGCACCCAAGGUCUUUACCUACAUUGACCGUGCAGGUCGCCCGCUCUGGUCUACCAUCGCUAUCCUAGCAUUUGGCCCCAUCGCGUAUGUCGGCCUCGCUACCUCUGGUGAGACCGUUUUCAACUGGUUGCUGUCGCUAUCCGGUCUUGCUGCGCUCUUCACCUGGGGAAGCAUUUGCGUUGCUCACAUCCGCUUCCGCUCGGCCUGGAAGAUGGCUGGACACACUCUCGAUGAGCUCCCUUUCAAGGCUGCAGGUGGUGUGUAUGGUUCAUGGUUAGGCUUCGUUCUGAUCGUCCUAGUGCUCAUUGCGCAGUUUUACACUGCCCUCUACUCUGCGCUCCCCACGAAGCCUGCAGGAGAGAAGUACGGCGGUGGUGGCGCAGGUGCCGAGGGGUUCUUCCUCGACUACCUUGCGUUCCCAGUGGUCAUCCUCUUCUACAUCAUCGGCUUUGUGUGGAAGAGGAAGACGUGGGUUCCACUUGCGCAAAUUGAUGUUGACGGCGGUCGCCGCGAGCUUGAUCUCGUCGAGCACGAGAGGAAGAGAGUGAGACUUGCAGCGAUGAAYCCUGUGCGCCGUUUCAUGGACAAAAUCAUGUGA